Darwinula stevensoni is the source of this 1634-nucleotide messenger RNA. The record is from the annotation of a GenBank genome assembly. NCBI's taxonomy places the organism in Eukaryota, Metazoa, Arthropoda, Ostracoda, Podocopida, Darwinulidae.
AUGCGUGCAGGAGGUGGAGGAAUGGGGUAUGAGAAGAAGGAGAUGGACCUCAUCCGAGAGCUAAUGAGCGGCUACAUGAAGUCCGUGCGACCGUGCCGACAUUCCCACGAGCCGGUGGAUGUCUCCUUCGGCCUCGCCCUCACUCAGAUCAUCGACGUCGAUGAGAGAAAUCAAAUUCUCACGACCAACUGCUGGUUGAAGGAGGUGUGGAAGGACUACGGGCUGCAAUGGAAUGCGUCAGAAUACGAAAACGUGACGGUGGUCCGCAUCCCCUACGACCAAGUGUGGAAGCCGGACAUCAUCUUGUACAACAAUGCAGACAGCCAAUACAGCAGUGCGGUAUUGAGCACGAACGUGAUCGUCAAGUUCACGGGAGAGGUCGCGUGGCUCAGCAGUGCCAUUUUCAAGUCUUCGUGCCAAAUCAACGUGGAGUUUUUCCCCUUCGACGAGCAGAGGUGCUCCAUGAAAUUCGCUUCCUGGACCUACGGAGGCGAUCAGGUGAAUCUGCUGCGAGACACGGAGGAAGGGGACUUGACGAAUUACGUGAAGAAUGGCGAAUGGGACCUCAUUGAGAUGAAGGUGGAACGGAGCGUUCAAUAUUAUUCGUGUUGCUCGGAACCCUAUCCUGACAUCACAUACACGAUCGUCCUCAGGCGACGACCCCUUUUCUAUGUAUUCAACCUGAUCCUGCCGUGCGUGUUGAUCACGGGCGUGGCCCUGCUGAGUUUCUACAUGCCGUCGGAUUCGGGAGAAAAGGUGACUCUGGGGAUCACGACGCUCCUUUCCAUGACUGUCUUCCUCAUGGUGAUCGGAGAGAGCAUGCCCCCCACCUCCGAGAAACUUCCCCUCAUCGGGCUGUACUACGGGGUGACGAUCUCGCUGGUAUCGUUCGCUACGGGGCUCUCGGUGGUCACCCUCAACAUCCACCAUCGAGGGAUGAGGGGGAGGGAAGUGCCCGGAGUAGUCAAGAAAAUCGUGUUCGGCUUCCUUGCCAAACUCAUGUGGAUCCGCCUCGAUCCACCCGACCAUCUCCGGCUCAAAGCCAGGGCAAGGAGAUCCAAUUCCGAGUGCCCAUAUUCCGAGAUUCAAAUGAGUGCCCUGAGUACGAUGGAAAUGGCUCAGUCUUCCGAAGAAUCCAUGCACUUCAAAGAAAACGGCGGAGUCACCCCCAGGUUUAACAGGAGGAUGGCGCUUGGAGGAGAGAGUUUCGAGAGGCAGUUCCUAAGAGUGCUCAAUAAAGUCUAUCAGACGAUCGAGAAAAAUGAUUCCCGACUCGCCGAGCAAGACAGGAGAGACACUAUUCGUCUCGAAUGGCAACAGGUCGCCCUCGUCAUUGACAGGCUGCUGCUGUGGGUGUUCAUCGUUGCCACGAUCGGAGCCACGUUCGGGAUCCUCUACAUGUCCCCCCACACGAAGCUCUUCACCAUGUGAAAUUGUGAUACGCUUCGCACCCAUCGACGCCUCUCCGGACCACAAAUCUUUAAUUGCCGAAUUCCAAAGUCGUUUCACAGUCAUGGCAGCAGGGUAAAGUUUUCCAGGAGCUUCCCGACGACUGCUGAAAUUUGUGUGAUGCAAUGGGAAGCGCAUUCCAUCCUCCGGGUACCGACGUGAAAGAAGCAGAGAGAUAUUUGGGA